Molecule: messenger RNA, 885 nt
Organism: Penicillium waksmanii
Lineage: Eukaryota; Fungi; Ascomycota; Eurotiomycetes; Eurotiales; Aspergillaceae
Exons: 1
Coding region: 1-885 (294 amino acids)
Biological process (GO): thymine catabolic process; L-valine catabolic process
Cellular component (GO): mitochondrion
Molecular function (GO): methylmalonate-semialdehyde dehydrogenase (acylating, NAD+) activity; malonate-semialdehyde dehydrogenase (acetylating, [NAD(P)+]) activity
Source: RefSeq, a predicted model, not a curated record
AUGGCAUCCAACGUCGCAAAUGCCCAGCCUGAUCCCAAUGAGGCUCCAAUUCUAGCAGCCAAAAUCGCAGCCGAUCCUCCAUACUACCAAAUCUAUGAUAGUCGUGAGGAGAUGCUCAAGGCCGUCAAAGAACAUGCGAUUUCCAAAGGCUUCGUCAUUGUAAUUAAAAGAUCAAGCCCGGAGAGGAACAUCUAUAUUGGAUGUGACCGGGGUGGUGUUUACAAAGAUCGGAUCCAGGCACCAGAUGGACAAAAGCGCAGAAAGACCAACACGAGACAAACCGGAUGCAACUUUCGAUUAUAUGCAAAGAAAUCCACUCUUCAAAGCUCCGAUGGCAAAUGGCAUAUCAAAGUGCUCAAUGGUGAGCAUAACCAUGACCCGGAGCAGACUCUCCUCGAACAUCCAGGCGCACGCGUCAUCACGCCCGACCAGAAAAAAAUGAUCAACUUCCUAGUUUCGGAGAAUAUGCCGCCGCGCAAAAUUAUUGCCGCGCUCAAGCAGGGGUAUCCUGAUCUUUUGAUCAUUCCAAGAGAUAUCUACAAUCUCAAGAUGGCCUGGGCACGCGAAGAAAAGCUGAAACGUGAGGCUGAGUUGCCGGAGGCGCGUGCCAAGCGUCACAAGCUCGAGCAACUUGCCAUUCAGCAUCGUGAACAAAAAGAAGAGCUUGAGCGUGAACAAAAAGAACAGCGGGAUAAGCUCGAGAAAGAGCAACAAGAGCAGCGUGACCAGGUAGAAAAGUCGAGUGACCUUGAACCACGCGGCCAGCUCGAACAGCGUGGGCAGUUUGAACAAAGCGAGCAGCUUGAGCAACUUCAACAGCUCCAACAACUUCAACAAUUCGAACAACUUGAAGAAUUGGCUAAUCAUGUGCGGGGAAGAGUAUGA